AUGAUGGGCUUCCAUGAAAACUUGGUUGCCCUCAACUGCAUGAUUGAUGGCUUAUGUAAAGCUGGUCAAAUUGAUCGUGCAAUGGAAUUGUACAAAUCAAUGGAGACUAAAGAUUCAUUUACCUACACCUCCUUGGUGCACAAUCUUUGCAAGGCUGGAAGGUUUCGAUUGGCAUCCAAGCUUAUGAUGAAAUGUUUAAGACAUGGGAAGAAAAUACCCAAGGCUACCCAACGGGCUGUCUUUGAUGGUCUUUAUAGUUCAGGGUUUACAGACGAAGCAAGGAAGCUUUGGUGGAAAAUUCGAGUGGCUCGAAUAUUGCAUUAG
Molecule: messenger RNA, 324 nt
Organism: Prunus armeniaca (apricot)
Lineage: Eukaryota; Viridiplantae; Streptophyta; Magnoliopsida; Rosales; Rosaceae
Source: the annotation of a GenBank genome assembly